Zootermopsis nevadensis is the source of this 12231-nucleotide messenger RNA. Lineage: Eukaryota; Metazoa; Arthropoda; Insecta; Blattodea; Termopsidae. The record is from RefSeq and is a predicted model, not a curated record.
AUAUUGUCAGAGUCUGUAGUCUAUGUGUUCUAUGGUAUUUCUCAAUGUUCCUCAUCAUUUCAGCAUGUGAAGCAGUAUAUACACGCAGGAGAUUUGCUUCGGCAUCGCAAGGACUAUCGUGCUGGAAUUGAACGCCUGCAACAUUGGCUGAGGAAUGCAGAAUCAGUUCUUUCAUCCUCACAGCUCAGUUCCACAGAGAGAAUAAAACUUUAUGGUGAACAAUUACAGCAAUUACAAAAUGAAGUUGAAAGCAUAGAAGAUCUCUUCAAACACGUCAGCAAGAAAUUCCAGGCUAUGAUUCAAGAUCUUUCAAGAGAUGAGGUGGACCGAAUCAUGAAUACACUCAAAAAGGAGAAAGAGGCACUGGUAAGAGUACGGGCUCUCAUUCCCAUGCAGUUACAUCUGUUCCACCAAAUCCUGGUCCAGCAAGAAUCACUUGAAGCUGGCCAGAUUGAAAUAGGACAUUGGCUGGAUGAGGCUGAGGCUGUCUUAGCCUCACAUUCACUAGCAGGAGGAAAGGAGCCUGUACAAGCCCUGCUGGAUAAGCAUAAGACAUUCUUCUCCAGAACACUGUACUAUAAGUCAAUGUUGGAAAGUAAAAACAAAGUGUUCCAGAGCAUUGUGAAGUCGGUAGACCACAGUGAAGGCAUCGACACUGGUGACUUCAGAUUAAGGAUGGCACAGCUGAAUGAGAGGUUUAUCAGGGUUAACCAGCUGGCUCAGCAGUGGGAACUGAAACUUCAAGAGGCUAUCCGUUGCUGGCAUAAUUUCUGGGAGGCUGAACGCAUCAUCACCGAGUGGCUGCAGAAAGCAAAGAAACUGAUUUCUGAGAAGCAUAUAGACACAAAGCAGACUGUAGAAUCUCAUAAAAACUUCUUUGAGAAGGUCAAUGAGAAGUGGAUUCAAGACUUAGUAAACUCAGCACAGGAUUUAAGAAACUGUCUUCCACAUGAACAGCAUCCUCCAGUAGAUGCUGCUGUUGAGAAACUUCAAGCUAAAUGGAAGGAAGUUUUAUCCUUUGCACCUCUUCACCUGAUGAGGCUGGAAUUCCGGCUGGACGAGGCUGCAUUCAGCCAGUACCUGAAAGAUAUAGAAAAAGAAAUUCAUUCUGAACAGCAGGCAUUUAAUAAACAUGAAGAUGUUGAAGCUAUCCUGGCUAGAAACAGGGAGUUCUUUGUAGAGCGCAUCGUGGUUUCGGAAGUGGAGCGGUGUCUAGAGAACAUGGGUAAAAUCAGUAAUAGUUUUAAUCAGUGGGAUCCACAUGACUCAUCCUUGCGAGAAGCUCACAGUAGGGCUGUGACACAGUGGGAAGUUACAUCCCAGAAAAUUAAUACCAUCUCACAGCAACUUCAGCAGAUUCCUACACUGUGGAAGAACUACCAACAAAAAUUUUUGGAAAUGGUACAAUGGAUGGAUGUAGUGGAUGUUAGUCUUCUGAACAUAAUGAAAGAAGUUAACACUCUUGAGGAAUUUGAAAACGAAAGGGCUGUGUUCCAGGGAAUCUGUUGUGAAGUAGAUGCAAAGAGGGAGGACAUGAAGUGGUUGGUACAAACUCUGGACUCACUUGUAUCGUACUGUUCAGAUGAGGAGUCACUAGCCGAGCAGAAAAAAUUAGAACAGCUCAUUAUCCGAUAUAAGAAUCUCAUCCCAACAAUAGAACUCACCAUGGUGAAAACUGAUGUCCACUAUAAGUGUUAUACUUACCGAAAAGAAGUGAGGGAGGUGGUUGGGCUCCUGCAGAAAGUUAAAGAAACAUCCAUGUCAGGUCCACAGCCAGAGACUUUGGAUUCGGUAAAUGUAAUGAUCAAACAGCAGGAGUCAGCUGUCACACAACUGGACCACCAGAGAAGUAACAUUAUGAGCAUGUUACAGCGUGGCAAGGACCUUGUCAGAGACACCCAUGCUCCAGUCUUCAUCAAAACUGAGGUUUCCAGCCUUGAAACUGGUUGGAAUGAAGCUUAUGGACAGACUGUUGAGAAACUCAAGAAACUCAAAGGCACACAAAAAGUAUGGACAAACUAUAAAGAACAAAAGGAUGAAAUCAUAAUGCUGUUGGAGCAAGCUGAAGGUGAAUUAAAGAAGGUUGCUCCUGUUGCUUAUGACAGCCAAAAGGUAGCAGCUGACUUACAGGCUAAGCAAGAUAUCAGUAUUGCCCUCAGAAAAGCUACUGAGGAAAUGCUUCUCAAACUCAGGGAUCUCUGUUCUACACUCACUACAAUGACAGCUCCUGAAAGGAAGCCUCUGCUUCAGAAAGAAGUGACUGAAAUUGAACGCCGUCUACAUGUGACAUUAGAGACAGUUGAAGAACGUGUGAUAUACCUGGAACAGUUCAAAGCUCGCUGGACUCGAUUCCAAGCCCAACUUGGUGAACUUAGAAAUUGGACUCACCAGAGUGCUCCUGCACUACUAGAACAGCUGCAGGCAACAGACCUGACACCUGAAGAGAGGGUGAAGAAGUCACAGGCUCUUCAGGCACAACUAGAGGAUAAAAUUAAUGUCCUUGAUGUGCUUAGCGGCGAGGCCAGGGAAUUGCUGCAAGAAGAUGGAGAGAAUGUGGAAGCUGCUCAACUGAAAACAGAAGUAGUAGCAUUACGAGACUCUGUCCUGGGCCUGCAUAAAGCUGUUUUAAUGCAGAUCUCAUCAGUGGGCCAAGAUCUAACCCACUGGCAGGAUCUCAAAUCAGGACUGCAAGAAGUGAAACCAUGGAUAGAGCAGGCUGAAGUUAAAGUUAACAUGGGCAUACCUAAGCCUCUGUCAUUACAGGAGGCACAACAGCUAUUUGACUCUGCCAGGGUGUUUGAGAAGCAGUGUGAAGAGAACUUAACCAAACUUCAGGGUAUUGCUGCCCUGAGUCAACAGAUUACAUGUCGCACUAGUGCUCCAGAUGAGGUGGAUGCUAUCCACUCACGAUGGGCUUCCGUCCAUGAUGUAGCAGUGCAGUGGGGAACCAGGCUUGAGAAACUUGUAGCGACGUGGGAGGAAUUUGAAAAUGAGGCUGAGAAAAUAGAUACAUGGAUACAAGAAGGCCAGAAGGCAGUCCUUGAGACUCCUGUCAGUCUCAGCUCUCCAGACUUGGAUAAGUUGGAGAAGGAACUUUUAAAACUCAAGGCUUUCAACAAAGAGAUAUCUGACAGACAAACACAAUUGAUUACUUUAAUGCAAACGUCAGACAACAUUGCUCAGGGCCUGGCAAUGGAAGGUGGAACAGCAGUGAAGGGAAGAGUUAAUGAGAUGAAAGCCAAAGUCACCAAGUUGGCUGAGGAUGUGAGGCAAAAGCUGAAUGCAACUUCCGAUACCAUACUGGCAAGACAAGAAUUCCAAGGAAAGGUUGAAGACUUCGAGAAAUGGAUGGAUCAGCUGGGUGCUGGUGUUAGCGAGAUAGAUGAGAUAACCUUGGAUCAACUUGAUUCAGCACUUCAGUCUGUUCAUGCUUUACUACAGGAGCAUUCUGAGAAGCAGCCUGCGUUCAAUGUGAUUUAUGAUGAAGUCAAGAAAUUGCGUUCGAAUAGUCCAGAUGAAGCAUCGUCUGUCAAUGAGACAUACACAGGACUUGUGACUAAGUACCAGGAUCUUGAAGAUAUGCUUCAAAAGAAGAAGGGUGCACUUGAAAAGUGGUCUGAUCUUUUAAGUUGGUAUGCAGAUACUAGUGACCAAUUGAACCAUAUGAAAUAUCAGCUAGAGGGUCAAAAGCCACGUUCUGAAGACGUGGAAUGCUUUGAAGAAGAAAUAGAAGUGGUAAAUCUGAAGAUUUCACCCUGGAAAGAGGUGGCUCCUUUUAUAGAUGAUGUGAGUCAGCAAAGUGGAACUUACGUCAGAGACACAACAACUGGUAAAUGUGUUACUGCUGUUGCUUUGGUGCAUGAACUGGAGACUAAAGCAGAUGCUUUGAAGGCGCAGCUCUCAAACAAAAGGGAGGUUCUUGAAGAGGUUGGUGCUCACUGGUCACAGUUUCAGUUGGUUCAACAGAAUUUAUCUGAUGGAUUACUUGCAAUGCAGGGUACUGUUCAAGAUACUGUCAUGGAAAUGGACAGCUGUGAUAAGUUAGAAGAAGCUGUUAAGAGCAUUGGUGGACUUCUGGAGGAACAUAACCUAAAACAAGGUACCAGGGACAUAUUGCACAAACAAGGAAAGAUACUAAUGGAGAAAGAUCAGAGUAACAUAUCUACUAUUCAAAAUAUUUUGGCUUCCCUUGAUGCUAACUGGGAAAAAAUAAAUGAAAUGCUGAAGGAACAGAAGGCUAAAUACUUGGAAAUGAAUAGUGCUUGGAAGCAUUUCUGUGAUGCAAUGGAGGAAGUGUAUUCUAUGAUUAAUGAAGCUGAAACUCUGUGCCAGUCAGUACAGGAGAGUCCCAGUGACCUGACGCAGGCAGCUGUCACUCACGAUAAGACUAAGAAGGCCCUGGAGAUUCUAAAGAAAGCCAAAUUAUUACUUGAUACAAUGGACAGCAAAGGACAGAUACUUCUUAAGCAGGCAGAACCUAUUUCUGGAUUCAACACUGCUGUGAUAGCAGAGAAACUCUCAGAAGCUCAUAAUGCAUGGCAGCAUGCUUAUGAUACCUUGACAAAGAAAGUGCAAGAUUUAGAGACUCAGUUAAUUAUCUGGAAGCAAAUUGAUGAAUCAAAGAAUGAAGUUUUACGGUGGCUUGGGGAAACAAGUGAUGCACUGUCAGAUGCUUCACAGGAUUUUUUUGACGUUGAAAGUGGACUGUCUGGAUUGAAUAAAUAUAAAGAUGAACUACCAGCACAUUAUAACUUGAAGGCUAGCAUAGCAUCUAAAACAGCUCAAUUGGUCAAAUUUAAUGAUGGAAAACAAAUUCCAACUCUGGAAUCUCUGAACAAAUUAUUGGAAGAUGAAUUUGCUCAUAUGAAGGGCAUAGCUGACAAGCUAGAGGAAAUUGUGUGCACUGUCGGAGAACAGGAGAAGAAUGUUCGAGAUGAAAUGAAGAAAGCGAGCGAUACUGUUACAAAGAUUAGAGAAGCAGUUAUCAGAUGUGAUGAUCUAACUGGUGAAAAUGCAAAAAUCUUAGAAAGAUUGAAAAACUGUCAGAAAUUGAAAUAUGAACUUCAGAGUUUUGGUUCUGUUCUGGAACAUUUGAAAGAGAAAAUUAAAGAAAUUAAGUCAAGUUAUCCAGCAUUUGGUGAUUCAGGACUAUCAAAGGAACUUAGUGGCCUGCAGAAAAGGUAUGAUGGGGUUUCAUCCCAUGCGAACAAAAUUGAAUCAACACUCCUCACAUUUUUAAAUAAAUAUCACAUGGAAAAGUUUAGUGCUGUACAGAGAGGUGUAACAGCACACAAAGAAAAAGUGGUGUGGUGUUUGCCUGAACCAGGAAGUGACAGGUACAAUUUGGAAGUGAAGAUUUCAUCCCUUCAAGAUGUAGAAGUUGGAUUGUUAGACUGUGAGGCCAAGAAAGCAGAUCUUGAUGUGUCUUUGCACCUCCUUGAGAAUGUGGAAACUCCUGAAAAGAUUAAAGAACUACAGACAGAAAGAGACCGAUUGGUAACUGAGUUGGAAAGCCUUAGGAACAGCUUUUCAAACACAAAACAGUCACUGGAAUAUAACAUCAACCUGUGGCAAAAGUAUGAACUCAUGUCUGAAAAUGUGGCAUCCUGGCUGAAAGAAACUGAAGGAAAAGUUCGUACAGAGAGUGUGAUCCAGCUGAAUUUGUCUACAAUUGAUGAUAAAAUUAAAGAGACAGAAUCCUUCCAAAAACAGGUGACAGAUUUUGAGUCAGAAAUUAAAGAUAUUUCCUUGUUAGGAGAUGAGAUUGUGAAGGAAAAUCCAGAAUCUCGUGUAGGUCAGUAUGUUGGUCAUCUUGUCACCAGAUAUCAGGGAGUUGUCAAAUUUGCAGGAUCAUAUAUGGAGCGUCUCAUGUCACUAAAUAAGAUCAAAGACACAUACAAAACUUCAGUUACAGAUGUUGAAAACUGGUUGGCUGAAGCUAAUAGCAAACUUAAAUCAUUUGAAGAUCUGCUAUCUGGAGGUGCUAAGCCUAUGCAUGUUUAUCAAACCAAACUAGAAGAGCUGAGAAAAUUCACUGAGGAAAGAGAAAAAGGUCAGGCAUUGCUAAAUAAGGCUGUAGAAACAGGUGAAGCACUUCUCUCUGGCAUAACACCAGAAAAUCGUGAGACAGUACGUGCUGAAUUGAGAAAACUGAGAGAUGCAUCUGAGUUAUUAAUUGAUGAAGAAAAUGCUUUAUACAAACGUGUUGAAGGAUUUAUGAUGCAAAGGUCAUCCUUUGAAGACAGUUAUGGACAAGUAAGCAAGUGGCUGACAGAAGCUGAAGCUAAAAUUGGUAGCAAAAUGGAUCUGAAGGCAACAUUACAGGAUAAAAAGAUUGCAAUGCAUAACUAUAGAACCUUGGCUCAAGAUGUUAACACACAUAAAAAUAUUAUGAAUCAACUGAAAGAGAAACUAGGAGCGCUCUCAGAUUCUGAUGCCACUACAAAAUUUAACAACGUACUUACCUCUUAUGAGAAACUGUCAAAUAAUGUUGAGGAGAGGAUUGUAGUGGCUGAAAGACAUGUUUCUGACCAUGAAACAUAUCUUCAGGCUCUCGAGAAAUCCCGGGACUGGCUAAGCACAUUAUCUGCAGAAGCUGCUGCUGUUACAGAUGAAACAGCAUUAGAAAAAGAAGGUGCUGAUGCAAAACUUGCCAUCAUUGAAAAUUUGCUACAUCACAAAGAAGAGGGAGAUCAGCUUAUUGAAACUUGUCAUAAGCAGCUUCAAACUGUCCUGGAACAGACAAACAUAUCAGGUCAUCCAAGUUUACUGAAGGAAUUUGAGGAUCAGAAGAAAGCUUGGGAAGCAUUCUUGGUACGUUGCACUGAUGCACAAACCAAAUUACGUCAGCUGUGUAGCCAUUGGACUGAAUUUGAGGAAACUGUAGAUGUUCUCACAAGUUGGAUCAAACAGAAAGAAUCACAAGUGAAAGAUCAAAGUUUGAGGAGCACUCAGGAAGCGAAGCAGGCCCAUCUUGACAAGUUGAGGUCUACUGAUGAAGAAAUCUUUGCAAAAGGUGAAGAGUUCAACAAAGCAUCUGAACAGAGUCAGUCCAUAGAGGGAGAGUCCGAGUUGUCAGUGAAGGUGUCUCAUCUGUUAACACGCUAUCAAGGCCUCAAGAACCUUACCAGGGAAGCAGUAUCAAGAUACGAACAGUAUGUGAAGGAACACAGAGGUUUCAAUGAUGAUCACAAUGCAUUCUUGGAAUGGCUGUCUAAAGUUGAAGAAGAGCUCAAGGAACUUAGCCAGAUAGUUGGAGACUUGGCUGUUUUGCAGGAGCGACAGAAACAAAUUCGAGAGUUAGCAGAUGUGAGGUCAAGAGAAAGUCCUAGAUUUGAUGCAUUAAUAGACUCUGGCGAGAAGCUUUACACUCACACAUCUCCAGAUGGAAGAGAAAUCAUUAGACAACAGCUGAGAACCCUUCGUACUUUGUGGGAUAAUUUCUCUGAUGAUCUGCAAGCUGCAGCGCACAAACUUGAACAGUGCUUGAUGCAAUUUGCUGAGUUCACUUUAUCUCAAGAGCAACUGACCAAAUGGCUAAAAGACGUAGAGCGUGCCAUGACACAGCAUACUGAGCUCAAGAAUUCUCUACAGGAAAAACGGGUGCAGCUCCAGAAUCAUAAAAUUAUGCAUCAGGAGAUCAUGUCUCAUCAGCAGCUUGUAGAAUCAGUCUGUGAUAAAGCACAGCAACUAGUUGACCAGACACAGGACAAGUCUCUUAACAUCUAUCUACAGUCUAUCAAACAACUAUUUCAAAAUAUUGUCAUGAAAUCACAGGAUCUCCUAGAUAAUCUGGAAGAAUGCGUUCAGAAACACAGCCACUUUAGUACCUUAUCCAAAACGUUUCAAGACUGGCUGAGAGUGGAACAAGAAAAUCUUCAUGACUGUGAUGAUAUUAGUGGAGAGAAGGCUGAUAUCAGCAAACGAAUUACCUCUGUGAAGAUGCUGAGAGAUAAUCAGAACCAAGGCGACAAUCAGCUGACACAACUACGAGAUCUGUGUGGGGUAGUAAGCAAAAGCACAGCCCCUAAAGGCACUGAAAUUCUGGAAAAGGAAGUUAAAGAUUUAGAAUCAAGUUUGAAAGAACAUCUGUCAAGAGUCGAUGCUGUUGAGUCUAAACUUGAAGGAGCACUGAAGCAGUGGCUAGAAUUUGAAGAUCAGCUGGAUAAACACACAAAAUGGUUCCGUACAACAGAAACCAUCUUCAGGGACCAACAGCUCCAAGCAACAUUGGCUCAGAAAGAAGCACAACUGGAGAGCUUCAAAGGAAAGAGAGACCUUAUUACAGCAAAAGAGAAGGAAAUUGAUAACUUUGUGGAUUGCUCACAUUCAUUGCUGAAUUACAGCAGAGCUGAGAGAAUCAAACCACUCAUUUCACAGAUCAGCAAUAGGUACCAGUUAUUACAUGUUUUAAGUAAAGAGGUCAUUAAUCGGUGGCAAGGAUUGGUGGAUGAUCAUCGUGUGUAUGAGGAUAAACUUCAGGAGAUAAUAGCCUGGCUUGGACCCCUUGAAGAAAAUUUGUUAUCUUUGAGGAAAGAGGAUUCAACAAACAAUAUGGAAGCAAAGUCAAAUAGAUUGCAGUUUCUUUUGUCAGAACGAGAACAGGCCACUCACAAACUGACCAGUGUCACAGCACUGGGAGAAAGACUGUUCCCUGAUACAGCAGCUCAGGGCAGAGAAAAGAUCAGGCAAGAUCUGCGGGAAGUGAGAGACAGAUGGGACCAGCUUGAAGAAGGAAUUAAGGAACAGCAGAAGAGGCAAGAUGCUCAAUCUUUGCAAUGGAGUAGCUAUCAAGAAACUUUACAGCAAACACUGGCUUGGCUUGAUGCCAUGGAGAAGACACUUCAGCAAGAUCCUGCUGUCUCUUGGGUGUCUACACAGGAAAUACGCUCCAAACUGCUCAAACAUAAGACAACUCUUCAAGAAGUGAUAACUCAUAAGCGUGUAAUUGAAGCUGUGACCGAGAAAGCGCAAGCCCUAGUCCUGCUGACAAGUAACAAAGAUGGAGGAAAAGAAGUGCAGGAAACUGUUGAUUCAAUAAACAAACGCUAUGAAGAAUUGGUUAACAAUUUGCUGGUUACAAUCACUCAGCUUGAAGAAUCACUAGAUGCAUUCCAGCAGUUUCAUGACCUGCAGAAAUCACAUCAGGAUUACCAGAAACAACUCUGGGACAGACUUUCAGGCUAUUCGGACUACAGUGGCAAUAAGCCUGCUCUGCAGUCUCGUCUGAUGAAGAUAGUAGAGCUUCAGGAUAGUGUUCCAGAAGGCCAAGCAAAACUGAAAUCCCUUAGUGACCAUGUAGCCAAUAAGACAGACAAGCUUCCACUUAGAGCCAAAGAAGUCAUGGAGCGAGACCUGGCCAAUCUGAAAUUUGAUUUUGAGAAAUUUGUAGCUGCAUUAAAUGAUGUCGUCCAUGGGCUAGAAGAACGGCUCCAGCAGUGGUCAGAAUAUGAAGGUUCCUUCGAUCGCCUCCUCUUCUGGUUAUCAGAGUCAGAAACAGCCCUUAAAAAUUAUGCGCCACGGUCCUCACUUGAAGAGAAACAAGAACAACUUGAAAAGUAUCAGGAUCUCAUAAAAAUAGUUGAAUCCAGAAAUAGAGAUGUGAAGGAAAUUGUUACCCUAGCCGAUCAUCUUGAACAAUCUUUGAUCCUGAGCUUGCGACAAAAUGAAGCAGAAUUUGAUAAGAUGAGUGACGAUUCAUCAGAAUUGGUUCAAAUCAGUGGUGAAUCCAGGAUAUCCGUUAAUGUUCAACAGAUCACAUCAAGAUUUCAGUCCAUUCAGACCACAGCCAAGGAAAUUGUCAAGAAGUGUGAACAGGCAGUGUCAGACCAUGAAGCAUACCUGGACAAGUACCGUCAGUGUUCAGAAUGGCUUGCUGCAGCUCAAGGAAGAUUUGAAAGUUGUCGAGAUGGAAGUUCGAUUGGUGCAAGACAAGAUCUAAUUCAACGUAGUGCUGGUCUUAAAGACCUGCUGGCAGAACAGCCAAGUGCAACAUCUCUUCUGAACAGUACAGUGGAGUUAGGGGAGAAAUUGUAUCCGUCUACAGCCAUGGAAGGCCGGGAAACUGUGCGGCAGCAAUUGCAGGAGUUGCAACAAACUUUAGAGACCUUGUAUGAUGGGGUUUCCAGUACAGAGAGAGAACUGCGAGCUAAGCUUAACAGAUGGACUGGCUUUGAAGAAUGCAGUGAGAACUUGCAUAGUUGGCUUCAAGAAACUGAAGCUCAGUUGCCACAAGAACUGGAGCUUAAAACCACACUUGAUGAAAAGAGAGCACAACUUCAAAGCUACAGAGCUUUGCUCCACGAUGCUGUGUCGCAUCAGCAGGAUAUUGUGAAUCUCAGGGACAAGAUUGAGAGCCUACCUGAACGGACUGAAAAGAUCGAUCAGAUGCUUGCAACACUCACUCAGCAGCACAGUAGCAUUCUUAAGCGAGCUCAGAACUUUGUGGAGAGAUAUGAAGCUAUAGUGAGUGAUCAUCAGCAGUACAGCAAAGCUGUGAUGGACACUCAGGAAUGGUUGGAUGCCACCCACAACACAGUCUUGCUCUGGGGUGACGUGGAUCUUGAAAGAAUUUCUCUGCACACAAAUUUGGAAAGACUCAAGAAUCUGCAACUGAGCUUGCCAGAGGAAGAGCCAAGAAUUUGUCAGAUCCGGUCUCUUGGUGAGAAGGUUCUACCAGGUACAGUUGAGUCAGGUCAAGUAAACAUCAGAGCACAGAUUGAUUCUUCACAACAGGAAUGGGAGGGACUCAUUUCAGCAGUCAAAUCUACAAUUGAGGCCUUGGACACAAAACUUCAACAGUGGAAUGAAUAUGAAACAUUGAAGGACCAGUGUAUGACAUGGAUUAGAGAAACAGACACAAAAUUGCAUGCUGUAGACCUUAAAGCUACAUCACAAGAGAAGAAGGAACAACUAGAAAUUUUGAAGAACCUUCAAGGAGAAGUUCGGGCUAAGGAACUAGAGAUUGAUUCGGUAACAGAGCGAGCACAGCAACUUCAAAAGGGCACUAUGAGCAGUCGUAGUUCUCAGAUUUCUGAGUUGGGACUCAAGUAUCAGCAAGUCUCACAUAAAGUGAAGGACCUCACCAGCCGAUGGCACCAGUACGUGACAAGUCAUUUGGAAUUUGAGAGUCACAUCGCAGAAUGCACACAGUGGCUUGAAGACAUAAAGAACAAGUUGGCAUAUUGCUCAGACCUAAGUGCUUCCUCACAGAAAGAUCUUGAAGGAAAAUUGGAAACUAUUCAGGAUUUGCUGCUGUAUAAAGAAGAAGGCUUUAGUAAAGUUCAAGGCACAAUUGAGCUGGCUCAAACUGUUUUGGCUAACACUGCUCCUUCAGGUCAUGAUGCUGUUAAUCAGAUACUUGGAAAAUUACAAGAGGAAUGGAGUGCACUUGCCUCUAAGAUGAUGGAGACCAAGACAAUUUUGGAUGAUUCCAUCCAUCGGUGGGCCGGAUUCCUUGAACAGAUACAUCAGCUAAAUAAGACUGUUGAAUACCUUCAGAGUGUGUCAAAUGAAAUCUCAGAGUUUCAAACUACUAUGUCUGAUAAAAGAGCUCAGCUUGAAAGGUUAAAGUGCUUGGAAGAAAAAGUCCGUUGUGAAAAAAUUGAAGUUGAUAGUUUGAAAGCCAAGGCGACUGAAAUGCUUGCCAGUGGACAGCAAAGCCAUGCUGCAUCUCAGGCUCAGGAAAUUCUCAAUAAGUUUGAUACACUUGCUGAAAGGAUUAAGAACCUUCUAUCAGAACGUGAAGAUCAGUACAAGGAUCAUCGACUAUAUAAAGAAGCCUAUGAUGACCUGACUGGCUGGUUGAGCCGAUCAAGAGAGAAGGUACCAUCAAUGAAGCAGCGACCUCUGAGUGACAAACUAGCUAUUGAGAACGCUGUAGCACCACUGGAAGCCUUGUUAAAUAAACAAGCACAGGGCGAGUUACUGGUUGAACACCUCCAGCAUACAGGUGAAGUGGCCAUAGCAAGCUCCUCACCACAAGGACAAGAGAACAUCCGCAAUGAGAUUAGAGCUCUCCGGGAGAAUUUUGAAGGGCUCUUCAAAGAAAUAAAGCAGCAGAAGGAGCAACUAGAAGCAACUGUGCUGCAGUGGCGAGAUUACAAAGAAGAAUAUGAACGUCUGUCUGACUGGCUUCAACAAAUUGACAUUCAUGUGAAGGCCCAUAAGACUGCUUUGCUAUCUACACUUCAAGAGAAAACCAAACAAGUGCAAGAUGUGAAGGUAAGAUGA